Thamnophis elegans (Western terrestrial garter snake) is the source of this 2732-nucleotide messenger RNA. It is a transcript of the gene PODNL1, whose product is annotated as podocan like 1. Gene Ontology annotation, molecular function: protein binding. The coding region runs from base 291 to 2051 and encodes 586 amino acids. The transcript is spliced from 11 exons. NCBI's taxonomy places the organism in Eukaryota, Metazoa, Chordata, Lepidosauria, Squamata, Natricidae. The record is from RefSeq and is a predicted model, not a curated record.
AUCCCCUUCUUCUCCCUCGCCCGCAGAAGGGGCAGCUGCACGGCGGGAGCCGGUCCGUCCCAGACGCCUUGGUGGGGGGGAGAGAGAAGGGAGGAGGGGGGGGGUUCUUUCCUGCGCUCCCGGGAUUCCUCCGUGAGUUGCCUGCGGGCAAAAACCGCUUUGGCUUCGGAAAGAGGAGGAAGAAGGUCGCGCAAGGGCCCGGUGGGGGUGCAAGAGGUACCGCCCUGCGCGGGUCUCUCGAUCCCCUUUGGGAUCCGUCGGAGGACAGACGGCUCCGGCCAAGCAGGGCGAUGCUGUGCAGUGGUCAUCUACUACUACUCCUGGCAAGUAUUCCUUAUAGCUUUCUGCUGAAGAACUACGAGGAGGAGGAGGAUGAAGAGGAUGACCUGUCACUGUCAACAUCCCAGCCCCAUGGGGACCCUGCCCAGAAUGUGUCUGGUUGCCCAGCUAAAUGCACGUGCCCAACAGAGGAGACUGUGGAUUGUGGUGGCCUCGACCUGCACAUUUUCCCCAGCAAUAUCUCCACAGAUAUCCAGCAUCUUUCAUUGCAGAAUAACCAAUUGCAAGAGCUACCCUACCAUGAACUGUCCCGUCUGGUCAACCUACGAACCCUCAAUCUCCAUGACAAUCUGAUCACUUCUAAUGGUCUCCCAGACGAAGCCUUUGAGUCACUCCAGUCACUUCAGUACAUCUACCUGGCCAAUAACAAGCUAUCCGUGGCACCACAGUUCCUACCCCACACACUGCGCAUUGUGGAUCUUGCUGCCAACCACCUGACGUGGCUCUAUCCACUCACCUUUGGGCAUAAGCCUGGUCUCAGGUCUGUUUAUCUGCACAACAAUUACUUGAAUAACACCGGUCUGUCCUCUGCUGCUUUCAACGGCUCGGAUGCUGUCAGCACCCUGAUCCUUUCCAACAAUCAGCUCACCUAUGUGCCCCAGAAUUUGCCCCGUGGUGUUGUUCGCCUCCAUUUGCAGAAUAAUCACAUUUCUCGUAUCCCUAAAGGGGCCUUGAGCAGCCAGGGGCGUCUCCGGGAGCUUUACCUGCAGAACAAUAAUCUAUCCAGUGGGGGCCUGAACCAUCCCGCCUUCAGCAAGCUGAAGAGCCUCGAAUACCUGGAUCUCUCCAACAACAACUUGACGGAAGUUCCUGCUGGUCUUCCUGCCAACAUAGUAAUACUACAUUUGGGCCGAAACCGCUUGAAGGGACUGCCGCCUGAGCGUCUUAGCCGUGCGCGGGGCCUGCAGUACCUCCUAUUGCAAAGCAACGCUUUAACAACUUCAGGGAUACACCCGGAGGCCUUUGCCCACCUGCGCUCCCUCCACACACUCCAUUUGUACAAUAAUCAGCUUGAUGGAAUCCCACCUGGACUUCCGCGGCGCGUCCAGUCCUUGAUGCUGCUGCACAACCAGAUUGCCCGCAUUGGCUUGAAUGACUUUGCGGCCACCUAUGCUUUGACCGAGCUCAAUCUCAGUUACAACCGGCUUUAUAGCGCCCACAUCCACCGCCUGGCCUUCCGCAAGCUUAGGCUCCUAGAAACUCUGGACAUCUCUGGCAAUAGGCUCACGCUUCUCCCUGCUGGGCUGCCCAUCAGUCUUCAAGUCCUCAACCUUCAGAAGAACCAGCUCAACGCUCUUUCUCCAGAACGGUUAGUUAACCUCACCGUGCUUAAGGAGCUGCACCUGGCACACAACCGGCUGAAGGUCAGCAGUAUUUCUCCAGGCACUUGGCAUGAGCUGCGUGGGCUCAAGCUCCUGGAUCUGAGUUUCAAUGAGUUGUCAUACGUUCCACCAGACCUUCCAGAAUCACUGGAAUAUCUAUACUUGCAACACAACAGAAUUAUUGUCAUUAUGGCUGAGACUUUCCUCACAACAUUCAACAUACGGGUCAUCUCUCUCAGAUCCAAUCGCUUACUGGCAGCCAAUGUGUCGGAAGAGGCAUUUGCGGAUCUGAAAUUCCUGGAAGUUGUAGACCUGGCGGGCAACCCGGAGCCGAUCACCACCUCUCUCCUGCACGCUAGGCGCCAGGCCCAGACUCAGAUGGGCACCUAGGAAAGCAGCCUGGAAGAGAUUGCCACCUAGAAUUCUCUGCACUACUCUACUUCCUUAGGCCUUCUGAUGAAUCUAACCUACCUGCCAACUUCUGGAAGGGGUUUUGUUGUACAGUGUUUUACUCUUUCGGUUUCUGUCAGCCAAAUAAAACAAAGCCGGGGCAAGCAAGUUGCUUUUCUUGGGAGCAAAACUGGAAUGCUGAUUGCCAGUGGAUCUCCGUUUGGCUUGGCUAAGCUUUCCAGGAACUAAUUUGACAGUCAUACCCAGAAGAUGCUAGUGCCUCCUCCUGCGCUCGUUUGCAAUAUUGGCAAGGGCAUUAAAAUAUUCAGUGGAGCACUUCGCCCACAGUUCCUUCUUCUGCAUCACUUCUCACAUGUAUUUCCAAUCUAAUAGCCCGGCUUGCUGCAGUGAGCUAGAAAGUUGCAAAUGCCAAGGGUUUUCUUUCCCGUGUGUCAAAGCCCAUUUAAUCGUUUUGCAAAGGAGAUGGCGACAGAAAUGACAGCUAGGGUUCACAAUCACACAGAAUUAAUAGCCAGAAUUAUUGGUGUUUUGAUUCUUCUACAUUUAUAGACUUGGGGCAACAUUCAAAAGAACUUACCUCUAGAACGUGCCUCCAGAAAUCGUGGUGCUCCAUCACUGGAGGUUUUCAAGAAGAGACUGGACUGCCAUUUGUCCAGAAUG